Messenger RNA from Colletotrichum truncatum, 1662 nucleotides. The record is from RefSeq and is a predicted model, not a curated record. Lineage: Eukaryota; Fungi; Ascomycota; Sordariomycetes; Glomerellales; Glomerellaceae.
AUGUCCCUCUUCGGAUCAUCACCGCCAACGGAGUCUCCGUCAAACACCUCCGCCGCUCCCUCGAGAUCAUUGUUCGACGAAGAGCCCAUGUCCAAGUCUGGUUCUAAUUCCCUCUUCACCGACGAUGACUUCGCCGGUGCUGAAGGCUCGCCUUGGGACAUGCCCACUCCGAGAAAGCAGCAAUCCCGCGCCGACGUCGUCCGCAAUCUGCUGCCGUCAUCCGACGUCCCCGAUGCCUACAUCGAGACCUUCGACACGGUAGUGCGCGACGAUGGCAGCGCCGGGCGCGUCAACGCCGGCGGCAUCGCCAAGGUGUUUGCUGCCGCACGUCUCGGAGCUGACCAGCAGGCGCAGAUCAUGUCUAUGGUUGUGCCCGCUGCAGGUGGCGAUAUCGCCAUCGGACGCGCCGAGUUCAACGUCCUCUUGGCUCUCAUCGCUUUGGCACAGGAGGGCGAGACAACCAGCCUCGACACUGUCGAUGAGCGACGCAGAAACCUUCCACUCCCCAAGCUUGCCGGCCUGACUGCUGCUCCGGUGAUGCCUCCCGUCUCCGAGCCUGCUGUCGUACCUCCUGAAGCUCCUAAAACUCCCACCCCCGAACCUGUUGCAUCGCUGCCGAAGCCAAGCACCCUGCGCCGACCUCCGAUGGACUUUCCCGAAUCCGACGACCCAUGGAAUUCCCCCGAUGUGCACAAGGGUCAUGCCCACGCUGCUGCUGAAUCCCCCAGCAGACCCAACGGCGCCAGCCCCCAGCGCCCGGCCGCGAACGGUAAUGGACACAGCAAUGGCAACUUUGGCACGUCGCCGAGCACUGCCAUUGCCGGCCGGACCAUGUCUUCCUAUACAACUGCGACCGUGGGUUCCGAGACGGCAUCCAAUCGUCAGAGUAUAAACACUGGAACGUCCCCUGGCGGCUGGGGAGGCUUCUUCGAUGGCAACACCGCGGGAGGCGGUUUUAACGAGCCUACCUCCAACCCGGUCACAAGUCCCUUUGGCGGUGCCGGUGGCGAACGUGAGCCGACUGAAAAUACCCCGAGUGUGCCCGCACUACGGACCGGUACGAGUGGGCGGACUGGAGCCGGCGUCGAGGAAAAUGUUGUCGUCACUUUGAUGCCGGAGAAGGAGGGUCUCUUUAUGUUCCAACACCACAACUACGAGGUUUCCAGCAUACGCCGUGGCAGCAAGGUCAUUCGCCGAUACAGCGACUUCGUAUGGCUUCUGGAUUGCUUGCACAAACGGUAUCCUUUCAGAGUACUGCCUCUACUGCCGCCAAAACGUGUUGCCGUCAAUGGAAACCAUUUGUCCAACGAUGGCGCCUUCAUCGAGAAGCGCCGCAGGGGCUUGGCAAGAUUCCUGAACGCCCUCGUCCGCCAUCCAAUCCUCAGCCAGGAACAGCUCACCAUCAUGUUCCUCACUGUACCUACUGUAAGUUGCUACUUUGACCCCACAGCGCCUUACACUGACAGCGUCAGGAACUUUCCGUAUGGCGCAAGCAAGCCACCAUCUCUGUCCAGGACGAAUUCACUGGACGUGUCCUCCCGCCUGGGCUCGAGGACUCCCUGCCUCCUACCCUCGAAGCCUUGUUCGAUAAGACUCGAUCCGGCAUCCGGCGGUCGGCCGAGUUGUAUAUCAACAUCAGUAAUAUCAUGGAUCGUUUGGUAA